Cylicocyclus nassatus is the source of this 1486-nucleotide messenger RNA. NCBI's taxonomy places the organism in Eukaryota, Metazoa, Nematoda, Chromadorea, Rhabditida, Strongylidae. The record is from the annotation of a GenBank genome assembly.
AGUUGCUCAUGCCCGAGUACAAGAAGCGCUUACCUGAAUCAGGUCUCUACAAUGAUGAUGGGUAUCUAUUUCAUCACACAAGUGGCCAGCCUUUGACUCGUGAGGAGAUAGAGCGACUUCGCCAGCAUGAUAUCCCCUACGAAAAACGAUGUCGUUUCAAUCCGGCUGAAGAUGAGCAGAUAAGGAAAAACUGGAAGAGAUUUGCUGCCAAGCACAAUUUGGAAUACGAAAAAGCGCCUGGUUAUGCUGGUGUUCCUGGCUACAAGAUCUUCGCCGACAAUGAGGAACGAGCUACUUUCAAUAGAACAACAGCCUUUUGGCCUCAUAUCUGUCAUAAUUUGCCGCAUCGAAGUGCUGCACAAAUACGAAGGCGUAUCGGAAUCAUAUUCGAUCCUGCCGUGAUUGAAGGAAAGGCGGAGAUCACAUACUCCAGAAAUGUUCCUUGGACAGACAAGCAAACAAAAAAGUUGUUACGAUAUUACAUGAAGUAUGGAAUGUCAACUGAGGCUGUGCAUAAAAUUGGAAAGCUCUUGAACAGACCAGCACACUCUUGCCAGAAUCAACUGAGAAACAGUCUAGCACGAAGAGGACCGGUACCCAACCAUUUGAGAAAGAAGCUUUGGGGUGCGGUUAUGAAGUAUACUGAUGACCAAGAAAAACCUUUCAAGCGACUAGUACGUAAGGCCAUAUAUCAUAAGCAAUACGAGAAUGUACAAGAUUAUGACAAGCGAACAGAGUGGAAUACUGUUGCCCAACGUAUGGUAUAUCCGAUCGAGCGUGUCAAAGAGGCAUGGCUACACUUGUUGAAAGAUCUCCAACAUAACUAUGUCAAACAACGGGAAUGCCGAGAGUCUCGAAAGAAGUCAUGGUCGACAGCUUUAAACGCUGUAAGCUUAGAAAUUCAGCAAACUCCAGAAGACACUAUGUACGAAAUUCUGACAAGGAAACUCUAUAAUUGCGAGUUCCUAACUUCCAACCUACGCGAGAAAGGAGUAACGGGAUUCUACUCUGGAGGAAGCAGCGAGCUCAAUUACCUCUUUCGCAAAACGCGAGUAAUACUUUGGCGACUUCAUCACCUUUUGUUCCGCCGUUUGAAGCUGCCAUUCACACUGAAAGAACGACUGCAUGUAUUGUCGAUGGCAUACGAUUACCAAUGCGGUUUUGAAGAUGGUCAGCAAAUAGCCCGACCAAAGCAGUUUGAGCGUCUGAAGUUGACAACGGGUGGAUUUCCAGCAAUUCAUCGCACCCCAUUCAUAGAAGCAUUAGUAGUUUAUUCGAUAGCCAAGUUUGAGGAUUGGAUUGCACCCACAGUGCUCAAGAAAUACGUGGUCUCCGAAGAGGUGCUCGCCUUAUUUCCAAAAGAACGCAACAACUCAGAAAUUAUAAAGCAGAAGGAUCUCAAGACGGCUGUGUCGUUCAUCGAUCUAGAUGAUCACUUUGAUCGGUGACAUUACACCUCACAUGGAGCAAAGUGAUAAUCAGUAGC